Molecule: messenger RNA, 840 nt
Organism: Caenorhabditis briggsae
Lineage: Eukaryota; Metazoa; Nematoda; Chromadorea; Rhabditida; Rhabditidae
Exons: 7
Coding region: 1-840 (279 amino acids)
Source: RefSeq, a predicted model, not a curated record
AUGACUUUGACAUGUAUUCCAGCACAAAAUGUAGAUGUUACAACUACGACAACUGCGAAUCCUUUUCCUUGCUCGGUGUGCAAAAAGAUAUACAACACUGGAUGUCAAGGCUAUGGGACUCCGAGUGUUACAAACUGGUGUACACCAGAAGCAGAUGUUCCAGUAACCUAUUCUUUGGAAGAACCAGGAUAUUCAGUUGGUUAUUUUGAUCUCACCGUAAAAAGUUGUGUAACAACACUGAGCUGUCCAUCUGGAACAGUUAAUUGGUACAUAAUUGAAAAGAUGACUGCCGAGACACCAGGAAAUAAUUUGGGUGUGUUACCAACGACGGCAUUCUGUGCAGAGUCUGGGCCAGAAGCAGGAGUUUGCAGAACAUGUGAAGCGAAACGUACUCAAUUCGAGGCAAAAGUUCAAUCAGCAGUAUUGCCAGUUUCAUCAAAAGAAGUUGCGCUUGUAACAUCUUCUCCAUCAUCUUCUUCAUCUGAAACUUCAAUUGAUACAUUGGGAUCAUCAAGAGUCAAAAGACAAGGAGGAUGUGGUUGCUGUGGAUGUGGAUGUGGAUGUUGCGGAUGUGGAGGAGGAGGUGGAGGAUGUGGAUGUUGCUGUUGCAGACCAAGAUGCUGCUGUUGUUGCCGUCGUUGUUGCACCUGCUGCCGUACUUGCUGCUGUACUAGAUGUUGUACUUGUUGCCGCCCAUGUUGCUGUGGAUGUGGAUGCGGAUGCUGUGGAUGCGGAGGAGGAGGACGUAAGCGUCGUUCUCUCCAGAAUCUUCGUAUCGAUGAGGCCAACAGAGCUCUCGGAAUCAAGAGAAGACCAGCUAAAGGAGGAGACAAGUGUUAA